AGUACUCGCGAAUAUGAAGAUUAUUUUGUUAUUAUUUGUGGUAAUAGUUGGUUGUUGUGCGACAAGAUUAUUAUCGGAAGAUGAUCUUCACAGUCUGUUUGUAAAGCUACUCAACAAUGAAUACAACACAUCUGACUUGAAAUCGGUUCAAGACCUUAUUGAACUAUUGUAUUUACCAACGGACGAGGGAGCGGAAUACCUUCAAAAGUCCAAUUCUAGGUUGUCCAUAACCUGUAUUGCGUGCCGAAGUGCCUUCAGAGCAUUGAAGGAUUUGGUCGAGGGUGGAAACACAGACGAAGAGAUUAUAAAUGGUGUUUAUGUGAUAUGUGAGGGCUUGUCCAUCGUGUCACCCAGGGUCUGCCAUGGAACUUUACUUUUGAAUGUGCCGAUAUUGACAUAUAUUAUAAAGACGACGCCCGAAGCUGUACCAAGUACAUUCUGUGGUGUUUUCUUCCAAAAUGUUGACAAAGCGAGUACGUGUACUUUUGAGGACAAUCGAUUCGAGUGGGAAGUGGAACUGCCUCCACCAAGCGAUAUUCCAAUCAUAAACAGCGCAAACGAACCAUUAACCAUUGCUUUAAUAUCGGACGCUCAUAUCGACCCUUUGUACGAACCAAAUGGGGUCGCUGUUUGCUCAGACCCGACUUGCUGCAGGAAGGGUCAAACUGCGACAAAUACACUCAAAAAUAACCCAGAAAUAGAAGAAAAAAUAGUUGUCAGCAGCCUAAAGGAACUUAAUGGUGAAAAAGUGAUAGAUCUAGAUGUCGGAGAAGCACUGAGAUUAAUUAGAAACACCUCAUCCAAGAAUGCUGAUAGUCAACCUCCAGCUGGAUAUUGGGGUGAUUAUCGGAACUGUGAUUCACCGAUUUGGGCAUAUGAAGACGCCAUCGACAGAAUUGCUUCUACUCACAAGGACAUCGACGCCAUUUAUUAUUUGGGUGAUACAAUUGACCACCACAUUUGGGAGACUACAUACGAAUUAAUAAACGAAGUUAAUUUCGAUCUCGUAGAUAUUAUAAGAAAGAAAUUCGGUGAUGUUCCUGUUAUUCCCGUCAUUGGAAACCACGAGUCACAACCAACCAAUCAAUUUGCUCCAAUACAUGUGACCGGGCAAUACCUGAACACGACAUGGCUUUACGACGCAUUGGCUAUGAAAUGGGACUUCUAUCUGAGUGACGAGGCGAAGGAAUCAGUUCGAAUUCGAGGCGGAUUUUCACAAUUGCUACGGCCCGGCCUGCGAGUUAUUUCUUUAAACAACAACGUAGCAUACAGGCAUAACUGGUGGCUAGUGUAUGACCCCUUAGAUGCUAAAACCCACUUGGACUGGCUCGUGAGUGAACUGCACAAGGCCGAGCAAGCCGGAGAGAAGGUCCACAUUCUGACGCACAUCUCUCCCGGGACUCAUGACCUUAUUUACACGUGGACGAGAGAGUAUAAUAGGAUUGUCAAUAGAUUUGCGUCUACUAUAGCGGCUGAAUUCAAUGGACACACACAUUCGGACGAAUUUAAAAUAUUUUACAGCGGCCAAGACCGUGAAACGCCUGUCAGUAUAGCGUGGGGGGCUGGCAGUCUUACUGCAUACACCAACUAUAACCCAAAUUACAAAAUCGCCAGAUUUGAUUCCACUACUUAUGAACCUACAAACAUUAUCAACUAUAUUUACAAUUUGACUGAAGCAAACUUAACACCGAAUAGACGUCCACAUUGGUUCGAGCUCUAUGACGUGAAAAAUACAUUCGGUAUUCAAGAUUUGAAACCCGCCACAAUGAGCAACUUAGUGUAUUCUAUGGUGACAGAUCAAAGACCCCUAUUGGAUCUUUACUCAGCGUUCUUUUCAAAACUAAGCGAUACAAGAUGGCCAUAUUGCAAUGACUAUUGUAAAAUUGAUAAUUUGUGUAAAGUUGUAGUUACGGUACUAUGGGAACGUGAAAGGUGUGAGGAACUGCGGAGUCUAUUGUUUCCUUAAAUAAAACUUAUCAGUAUUCA
Molecule: messenger RNA, 1986 nt
Organism: Leptidea sinapis
Lineage: Eukaryota; Metazoa; Arthropoda; Insecta; Lepidoptera; Pieridae
Product: sphingomyelin phosphodiesterase-like
Exons: 10
Coding region: 14-1966 (650 amino acids)
Biological process (GO): sphingomyelin catabolic process; ceramide biosynthetic process
Cellular component (GO): lysosome
Molecular function (GO): acid sphingomyelin phosphodiesterase activity
Source: RefSeq, a predicted model, not a curated record